Carassius auratus (goldfish) is the source of this 2571-nucleotide messenger RNA. RefSeq names its product tumor suppressor candidate 5 homolog. The record is from RefSeq and is a predicted model, not a curated record. Gene Ontology annotation, cellular component: membrane. NCBI's taxonomy places the organism in Eukaryota, Metazoa, Chordata, Actinopteri, Cypriniformes, Cyprinidae. Bases 930 to 1418 code for a protein of 162 amino acids. The transcript has 3 exons.
GGAAACCUUGAUGUAAGGCAAUGUUUAAUCGUUCACGUCAUGAUGUUAAUUACAACUAAUAUGAUAUUUUCCUUCUCUUUGUAUUUUUAUAUCAAUAUGGUACAAGAUUAUAGUAUUUAAAUCAGUGUGAUAAACGAGUUAGGUCAAAAAUAAUCUAAAAGUAAUCCUGAUUAUAUUACCUAAUGGAUUACAUCACUUGCUAAAAUGUUAGUCAUUUAAUUUGGAAUCAUAACGGACUACACAUUUUAAGUAUCUUAAUCUACCCAGCACUGGUGUUCUAUAAUUCUGUCUGUAAGAGCUUUUGUAACCAAAAACUUAAAACUAACCUUUCAGAGAACGUUGCAGUGAGGUUUUAUUUUUUAAUUAUUUUUUGUUUUGGCGACAACAUAAAGUGAACCUAUAAUCUAGGCUAUAUACAGAACCUUUCCUACAGGUUAUUUUAAAGUAAACACAUUUUUCAUAACCAUGAACUACAUUUUGCUAAAUUACAUGACUAAUUAGUGUAAAAAAAAAAAAAAACAUUAAUCAGGUUGGUAUAAAACAGAAUAUAAUCUCACAGGGAGUCAUAUAUUCGUGACUGAGAUUAAAAUCUGCUCCGCACAGAAACAAAUCAAUUAAAGCGUCUGGAUCCACAGAUAAAAGAUUGUUGCGCUUGCGUCAAUUAACGCGCGUGACUCCACCAAUCAGAUGCGCCGUUAGGGCGCCCUCACGUAGUCCCCAAAGCAAACUGAUUGAUUUACGCAAAGUGUCCAGAUUCACAUCUCCAAUGUUAGACGUGUGAGUGGUUAAUACUGAUGAAGUGGAUGGAUCUCCGAAUAUCUCGCUCUAACACAAUUGGGUUGAAUAAAAGAUCUUUUGCCGAUCGAGAUAACUUCAUAAGAGUGUAUCUUUGAUGUUGUUCUCACACAAGGGGAUAUAUUCUGUAAGAGAUGGCUAUUAACACGGACGCGCCUCACGCGACACACGCCCUGGGCGAGAGAGCCGCGCUGCACUCCACCGAUUUUAGAGAUACUCAGAAACUUCUUGACAUCUCAGGCAAAGAGCUGAAAAGAGAAUUAAACCGCUCACCUUCGGACACAAUCCUCGUUAAGUAUCUCGAGGCGGAACAGACUGUGGUUAACGACGCUUCGGAGCCCCGCUCUCCGUCGCGUCUCAGUUUCAGACGCGCGUUGUCGCCCGAGCCCGGAGAACGCGAGCCGCGUAGCUUCAUGUGGGUGGCCGUGCUCUCCUGCUUCUGUCCGGCCGUUCCCAUAAACCUGUUCGCGCUUUAUUUCGCUCAUGUGUCUCGGUCCAUGAUACAAGUAAAAGAUUAUGAAGGAGCCAGAAGAGUUGGGCGUCUAGCUUUGUUGCUUAGUAUCGUUUCCAUUGUUGUGGGUCUAGCAAUAAUCCUUUAUCUGUUGAUGACAGAGUAUAAAUAGUUGGAUAUCCUAGAAAAUUGUGAGCAUUGACGUAAACAGGAAAAGAGAUGAAAACAAAGAAGACGGAUGAUGAAUGCCAUGUGAAAAAAGGGCUAGAAUAUCAGUUUAUAUUAUGCACAGUGUUAAAUUUGUUUCAUUCAUUCAUCCAUUCUUUCAUUCAAGGACCUGUUUAUUGAACUUUUUUUUCUAAACCAUCUUGAUGCCUUUCUGUUGCUGUCUUCGGGGUUUAAGGUAGCUUUUGCUUUAUCCAACAAUGCAUAGAUGACUUGUGACUUUUUGGAUUACUUUUUUGUCUUUUUAAAAUUAUGAUCUACAUGAAAUAUUACAAUCAACUGUUCAAAGAAAACAUAUUCUUAUGCCAAGUGAAAUCUAUAAUUGUUUUUUAUCGAUAUUACAGUACAAGUGCAUUAUAUUAUGCUAAUGAAUUACCCGUUGCAAUAACAAGAAUAUGACUUCUGUUCUGAGAAUGAGAAUUUGUUGUUAUUAUUUAUUUUUCUUGCAACUUAAUAAACUUUUAAUAAUGCUGGUGCAGUGGGGCUGGUGCAUACAAAAGCACAUAGUUGGUAUCAUUUUUGUAUGAUUGUAAUAUGUUGCAUUUUGUGUAAUCUGUCAUAGCUUAAAGAAUUAAUUCACCCAAAUAGGAAAAUUGUGCCGUCAUUUACUCACCAUCAUGUCAUUACAGACUCAUGACUUUGUUCUGUGGAACACAAAAGAAAAUAUUUAGAAAAUGUCUCUUUUUGUCCAUAGCAUGUCAAAUGGGUUCAAAUAUCUUCUUUUGUGUCCCACAGAAGAAACAAUCACACAGGUUUGGAACAACAUGAGGGUGAGUAAAUGAUGACAGAUUUGAUAUUCGUUUGGGCAAAACACUUAUUUUUGACAUUUCUUUUUAGAAAAGUAUUUUUCUUCCUUGUCAUUUUGAUUCAUAGCCUCUGGAAGUGUGGAGCAUCACAAGGAUGUAAUGCAGCGAGAAGGGCCUCAUCCUCGGUGUAGCAAAAAUAAAAAAACUCACAAGAGAUGAACAAGGACUAUAUUCAACCAAAAGGACAUGCAUGUCUAAAAAGAAGAGUACUGUACAAUAUUAUAUUUGAAUUGUGCAAAUUUGCCAUUUGCAAAUAUGGUGCCAUAUUUUUGCAUGUUAGAAAUUAAACCAAAC